UGGGGCAGUGUACAUGUAAAUGCUUUGGCAUCUGUUUUGGGUACGUGGGUGUGCUGCAUUUAGUCAAUUGCUAGAAGAUUUGAAUGAAUGCCCAUACACACAGCACUCAUCCACUGACUCUAUGCAACCAUGCAUAGCCAAGGCUAUAAAGUACCUAGUAACAGAAUAGUGCUAUCAGUCCACAGGAAGAAUAACUUCACACGAACAAAAAGUUGCCCACUAUUGUGAAAAACACUUUUGUGGUUCGAGUGAAGCAUUUACACACUAUUAUUGAUUUUGCACCAAGGCUGUUUAGUGGGUGGAUCGAAUGCACAGGCAGUGCAGCAUCACUACACAUACAAGGUUGCUACAGUUACAUCGUGAUGUGUGCCAAGUUACUACGGGUCAACCAUGUUCCCAAAGACUUCCGGGAACCGUUUAUCGUAUCCGGGUACCGGUCCUGCCGCAGCAGUUUCUCAGCCUGCAUACGGAGUGCCUUCAGUUUGAACAACGAAACUUUCAACUUUUGGACUCAUUUCGCAAGUUUUGUCUACUUCACGUGGCUUUUCACGCAAUGGUUGUGGUACGAGUUCAGAUUCGAUGUCGACCCGUUCACGUACCCACUGCAAGUGUACUUGGCGUCGGUCAGCUUGUAUAUGCUUGUCAGCAGUAUAGCGCAUCUCUUCAACUGUAUGUCAGAAAGGGCUCACCAUAUCUGCUUCUUUAUGGACUACAGCGCUAUCAGUAUCUACAGUCUAUCUUGCUGUAUCAUGUACAAUGUUUACGUCUUUCCAAAAAGCUGGAUUAAUUCGACGUUUCAUACAGUUUACAUUCCAUGUAGUGUUAUCAAUAGCCUACUGUGUACAUCACUAGGAUGUGUAGCACGCUUCGUAAACUGGAAGGCGCUUCGCGUGUCGGCGUUUGCUGUAAAAUAUCUAUUCUGCAGUUUUCCUUUAUUGUAUCGCUGCAUUUUUUGCGAAGACGACGAUUGCCAGGAUCCCAACGCCAUCCAGUUUCACGUUUAUCAGUUCAUCUUAUGCGCAGUUACCGUCGCCGUUUAUGCAACGCAUUUCCCAGAAGUCCUUGCUCCGGGGAAGUUUGACGUCUUCGGUCACAGCCACCAGUUUUUCCACAUUUUGAGCGGCAUCGCAAACUACUGCCAACUACAAGGCAAUAUUUUAGACAUGCAGUACAGACGUGAUUAUUUACUUUCUGUUUCACCGAUGCCGACUUUUGCAAACACGGCAGGCGUCGCGCUCUUUGCUCUAAUAAUAAAUAUCGCGAUAAUCGGUAUUUUCACGGGUAUGAUCUGGAAAAAGCAGCAUUUACGUAGAGUGAAGUCAAGGCAGGGUAUCUUAACGAUUGAUUGGGAAAAUUCCAAUAACAACGCUUUCAAAAACGGAAAAGUACAUUAAUGUGGAGUUACAAUUUUAAAUGGAGAGGCUCUUUUAUAAGUAUCAUUUGUACAGUAAUACAGAUAUUAUUCUAUAUUUUUUGUAGAAUAUUUUUUACAUUAUUUUGCACAAGUAGGCUUUACUAAAAAAAAAAAAAAAAAAUUCAGUAAAAUAAAAGAGUGAUUUUCUUUCUUAAUUACCGUAGGUAGUUUAUUAGUUUAUUCUCAACCAUUCUGGAAAUCUGGGAAAACUUUGAAAAUGAGUUUUAUAUUUUUCCAGUCAGGGAAAACUCAGGAAAUUUGGGAAAAACACUCGAGAUCUGGGAAAACUCAGGGAAUUAGACAGUGACCCAGAAGGGAAAGGUUUUCGCCAGUUUGGCGUAUGUGUGUCUUGUGCCGUGUGUCCAAGUUGUGUCUGUUGACUGACUGGCUAUGGUGGCUUUCUAGUGUUUAUGCAGUGUGAGUAUCUUGGUUGUUUUGCUGCAACCACCUCUUGAUUUCCCAGCAACCUCGUUCAAGUAAAAAUAUUUCUCAUGGAAUUUUUGGAAAUUUCUCAGGGAAAUACAUGUAUCAGGGAAAACUCAGGAAAGUUUAAUUUCAUAAACUGCUAUGAGUUCACGAAGUUUACAGAAAAGUUCUUUUUCUUAUAGAAAUUUUUUUUUUUAACUGAUGUUUACUUGAACAAAUACAAAAUUUUCCAUAACUUGAAAGUUUACAAACUUUUCCUGAAAUCUUUCCUGCUAAACAAUUCUCGAAACGGGUGCGUCCAUAUUUACUGCACGUAAAGUGAAAGCCACCUUUUUGUACCCUCUUCCGGGCAGAUAUUUGCAUAUGCAUGACUAGUAUUAACUAUGCAUGACUAGAUUUACAUAUGAAAGACCAGUAUUUGCAUAUGAAUGACUAAAAGAAUUUUCCUGUAGACGAAGGUCUUUUGUUGUCAGGAAAAAAUGCCUUGAAUUACAUUGAUUUUAAUCAUGUGAUGUUGUGUCGUUUGGAAUAAUGAACUCAGUAUUGCACAUGUGCAGGGUAUUAGGUCUUUCUCUUUCAAAAGUUCUCUUCAAGUUCGUACUUAAAAACUAAUUUUGUUAAUUUUGAGGUCCUUUAACUUAAAUGAGUUUACUUGUGGUUUACAUGGUGUAUUUAUUAAUAGCAAUUUAUCACAGUACUGUAAAAAAUAAUACAAAUAAAUACAUGAAGUUUUUUGUCUUUUCUUAUGGUUGAUUGUUUGUUUUAUGGAAGAUGUACGAAUUCUGGGCCUAAUAAAACUAAAUAAACAACUG
Messenger RNA from Patiria miniata (bat star), 2652 nucleotides. Its product is annotated as membrane progestin receptor gamma-B-like. Lineage: Eukaryota; Metazoa; Echinodermata; Asteroidea; Valvatida; Asterinidae. The transcript has 2 exons. Gene Ontology annotation, cellular component: membrane. Gene Ontology annotation, molecular function: signaling receptor activity. The record is from RefSeq and is a predicted model, not a curated record. The coding region runs from base 363 to 1394 and encodes 343 amino acids.